Messenger RNA from Pisolithus orientalis, 1759 nucleotides. RefSeq names its product glycosyltransferase family 32 protein. Gene Ontology annotation, biological process: glycosphingolipid biosynthetic process. Lineage: Eukaryota; Fungi; Basidiomycota; Agaricomycetes; Boletales; Pisolithaceae. The record is from RefSeq and is a predicted model, not a curated record. Gene Ontology annotation, molecular function: hexosyltransferase activity. Bases 37 to 1593 code for a protein of 518 amino acids. The transcript has a single exon.
UUACUAAGCAACCAAGUUCUGUCAUCGACGUGGAGGAUGUUGUGGGCGAGAAACGAGCGACUGCCAUUCCACGCUGUGCCCGGCUCUCCCGUUUCAGAUACCCAGUGGGACGACGGCAACGAUGACAUCCAACACUCUCCACGGCCGUCGUCCACCCGGUACCCCCCUUCGACUCUUCCGUUUUUCUUCCGAUCUCCAUGGUGGACUGCUGCUUCGUCAACAAAGCCACGAUCACGAUCACGAACGCCAAGUGUGAUGAUGACCCUCCGACCGCGUACAGCUUGCAAAUUCCUCCUCAUAUUCGUUGCGUUGUCGAUCCUGCUGGGUCUGGCCCUGUUCGAACCCCACAUCGAAAUUGCGUUCUACUCUCGGCAGUGGGUCAGCAACGAAAUCACUCCGGUCGUUCCUCUGGGGGGAUGCUUCGAGCCCGGGCGCGUCAGCCCAGAGUAUAACGUGACACGACAUAUUUAUGGACCAAAGACGACUGAAGUGCAAGCAGGACUGCCGAUGCGGUUCGGGAUGGACUGUUAUGAGUUUGCAGGAACUAUCGAGUCGCCGGUGCCUCCCCCUCUGCUGCCUUGGUCAGAGUUGUAUGGACAUGGUGAUGCUGGGCUGGCUGAGUACGGAGACGACGACGUACUACGGAAGGAGGAUCGGACGCAUUUCCACACCUACUGGCGCGUCGACCUCGCGCCGUUCGGGGGGCGACAAGAGCAAAUGCUCAAAUCUUUCUUUGCGACGCAAAACACGCGCACGUCGCUGCUCGUCCUUUGGUCGAAUGGCAACCUCGCUCCCAAUCCGAUUCUGCAACGCUACCUGGACCGGUUCCCAGAUGCUUUUGAGUUGCGUGUUGCCAACGUCACAACUCUUGCCGCCGGCACGGCGCUCGAGGGUAGUUCACUUCUGGACGUGAACGAUGGCAAGGCGUGGAUCGAUGGAGAUCUCGUACGCUUGCUCGUGGUGUGGAGGUAUGGUGGGGUGUGGGUGGAUAUGGAUUCGUUGCUCACGAGGAGCUUGGAACCACUGCUUGAGCACGAAUUCGUGACGCAGUGGGACUGUUAUGGUAGGAGUCUACACUACGACCGUGGUGCUAACGCAUAUCUUACACUGUUCUCGACACUAGACAAACCCUAUCUAGCACUCAAUGGUGCACUCCUACACUUCCACAGACGCUCGCCUUACCUCUGUGAAGCGUUCCACACCAUGGCAUCGUCGCCACCUCCGCGCAAGGACUCGACGGACUGGGGUGCUCUGCUCUACUUGAAGCUUUGGCGUCGUCUCGUCGCGGGGGGAAUUCCGCCAUUUAAGAUUUUACCAUUUUGUUUCAGUGAUGGGCGCGCAUGUCGACUGGAUAAUAGGAUUCCUGAUCCAUUCGAGCCCGACGGGUCAGCAGCAGGCAGUGGGAGCAAGUGGUGGGCCGUGGGCACGAAGGUGGGCGAAGCGGGAGGGUUAGGAAGUGUUCUGGGAAAGGUGUUUGCGGUGCACCUGCACAACCAGUGGGAAAAGGAAUUUCCAAAGGGCGGGUGGGUUGAGAGGUUAUUACUGAACAAAUACGAGAGGGUGCUUAGUGAUGGGAAUGCCGACGAAUUGUAGAUUUCAGGUUGGUGUUGCAUUGGUGAGUAGCGUAAUGUCACAUGUCUAUACUUAUAGCACACGUAAUUCCAAGCUUUCUUUUUCCACUGCAAGUGUAUUUCCGUGCGUGAGGUCUGUAGUUACAGACAGGGGUGCGUGCCUGAUCACGACAGAGGAGGCAUGGAUC